Molecule: messenger RNA, 3810 nt
Organism: Mesorhabditis belari
Lineage: Eukaryota; Metazoa; Nematoda; Chromadorea; Rhabditida; Rhabditidae
Source: the annotation of a GenBank genome assembly
AUGAGAGUGAGAAUUGAGGAGAAAGAAGCACGUUUUCAUGCGAUUUUCCGGGAACAUUAUCAUUUGUGGAAUCAUUUCAUUUACUCUGUGCAAAAAGUGAUCGAAUCUUUUAUCGAAAAAUCGAAACAAGAAGUAUAUAGAAGGGAACCAGAAAGGGAAAUAUUGAAUCGAAUCGGUGAAAAACUCGAGGAACGCUUAGAUGUGCUGUUGAAAUAUUUGGAGGAGAUUCUUCCAGAAAUGUUGAAUAAAAUUAGGAUUAAUCCAUCAAUAAUCAAGACUCAAGGAGAACAAUUUGAAAAGAUGGGCGUUUUAUCAAGAGCUUGUGAUAUGGAAAAGAAAGGUGAGAGCUUCAAGAUUGAGAUUCUCGACCAUUACAUGCUGGCUUACUCGAUGCCGGCAGUGAUCGUUGGAAAUGUCGAUAUCAAAUCAUUAUGGUUAUGCCAGGAGAAUUCUCUGUUCAUCGCCUACACAUCCAAAGAAACAAAUCCGAGUGAGGAAACGAAGAAAAAGGUUAUGGCCUUAAGAACAUUGCGAAUUUUUAGAGAGAAUGGUAGCAUUUCUUUUUUGGCUCGAAAACUUUUCAAAAGUGAUAUCGUUUUGUCGGAAUGGUUUGAAUUGUUAGAUGAACGAGUGAAUAUUCUUUCUGAAUACCUUCUUAAAACGAUUCCGAAAGCAUUAAAAGAGAUAAAUGUAUCAAUUGAAAGCAUUAAAGCCGAAGCUCGUGCUUUUGAAGAGUCUAAUAAGCACAUUCCGAAUUGCGAAAUGAUAGAAAUCGAUGAAUCUCUGAGAAUCGAGUGCUCGAAUGUGAUGAGUUUAGUGUUCAAUGUUGCGCUUGAGAUCUUCACUCGGCCAGAAAUCAACACAAUUUGGAUUUCGACUUUAAACGAUAAACUGUACGCUUUCACUGCAAAGAAAAAAGAGCUGAGUGAUGAAGAGAAAGAGAAACUUAUGGAAAUGUGGAAAGAAGCACUGAAAAGAGAGGGAAAAGAAGAGAAAAAAGUCGAGACUUUGACUGGGAUCUCUGAGAAGAAAGUGACAGAAGAAACGAAAAAACCAUCAGAGACAUCGGUGACAUCAAAAGUGGACACGAAAAUCACUGGAACAGCAAAAAAAGAAAUAUUGCCAAAAUAUUUGACUUCAUUGAAGAUUUCACGAAAAUCAAUAAUUGCGGAAGGUCGCCGACUUGAGCUGAAUGGAUUCAAAGAGGAAAAUGUUGAAAUUCAAACGUUUUUCGACUCUCAGAGAAUAGAGAAUGUUGAUUGGAAAUUUUUGAUUUUCCAUGCGCCUCUUUUAUUCUUUCCCGAUCGAAUUGUCAAUUCUAUUUGGAUCUCCAGCAUCGAGAAGUGUCUCUACACCUCACCGGACAAAAAAAUCAAUGAUGAAACAAAGAGAAAUAUUAUAUUGAUGUGGAACAGUUUGAGAUGCGAUGAGGUGUUGCAAUUUCCACAAGAAAACCAAAUAAACGCAGGGCUCAAACUGGUAUUUGAUGUACCGCCAGAACACAAAGCAUUUCUUGAUCGGAUUGUGACAAAAUUGAGCGAAAUCAUGAAAAUCUUUCAUGAGAAUUACUUCAUUUGGCAACGGUUUGAGGGUGAAUUGACGCAACAAAUUGUGAAAUUCGGGAGAAAUUUCCCAAAGAACACUAACGCUGAGAAGAUCGAAUGGCUUAAAGCUUUGGAGAAACGCUACGAUUUGCUCAUUAAUUAUUUGCGGUUGACUUUGCCACCGUAUUUGACCUCGAUUGGAAUGACACAAGAAGCGGUCAAAAGAGUGGAAUCAAAUCUACAACCGUUUUUGACCCUCAACCUAGACACUCCGAUACCAGAAUGGGAAGAAGUGAAUCUUUGCCGAAAAUUCGUUCUCGAUCCCGUUGAUCUAGUUACACCACUUUUUUCAAUCUCUUUGUUGAUUUUGGGGGAAGCGGAUAUCAAUUCGAUUUGGAUUGAUCACGAAACAAAAAUUCUUUACACUUCACCCAUCGAUGAUUUGAGUUUUGAGGGGAAAAAUGAGAUCAUGGAAAACUGGGAAAAAGAUAAAGAAAAGCUGGCAAUCAAUCUUUUACAAUUGCGAGAUGAGUUGGAAGAAGCUGAAAAGUCGAGAAGUUGCAGUGAAGAAGACGAGUUCAGCCUUGAAAUUGUCGACUUGAUCUGUCCAAUUUGCAUGCAACAAUAUGAAAUUAAAGAGAAAUAUCCGAUCACUUUUGUGCCUUGUGGACACGAGGCUUGUCAAAAAUGUUUCAUGAAAUUAGCUCAAGAGAAAGACUCUUGUCCAAAAUGUCAAUCUCUGAUUGCUUUGGGAAUUGUGUCGAUGGCGUUAAUUGGCACUCUCAAAGCUCUUCUCCGACAGAAAGCUGCAAAAGAACGAGAAAAUAGAAGCUCUUCUUUGGCGCAAAGUUGUGAGACUUCAACAGAAUCAUCCGAGCAACAAAAGGUAUCAGAAAAUGAAGCUGAAAAUGGAGAAGUGAAACUAAAAAAGCUUGAUCAGAGCAAACUCCGUUUAACCGGUUUACCCAAUGGAUGGACGGUAAAGAUCAUUUUGGAGAAGCUUUUCAAUAACGGGAAAACGAUCGAAAAAGAUGAUGGACGUUUGAUCAUUUCAACGAGGAAUAGUGGCCGAUUUCUUGAGUGUGUGGCUCACUUUGUGAGUGAGGAUGCUGGGAGAAACGCGUAUCUCUUUUGUGAGCGAGCUUUUGCAACCGGGGAUUUAUUCGAGGCGAAAGUCAACUUUUUGGAAGUGGAGACUGAUUCUGAUCAUGAAAUCGAAGAUGAACAAAAUGUGGCGAAGAACAAAAAGCCUUCCAGUUCUAAUAACUUCAUUGCAAAAGCUAAUCCGCCUGAUAAGAAACGUAUUUUCAUCAGUGGACUUCCAAAAGAUUUCACGGAAAGCGAUGUGAUUGAGAAAAUCGUUGGUGGCAGGGAUCGGUUGGGAAAUGAAGAGAAUAAAUCAAUCAUCCUGCGACCCACAUGUUUAGGCCAAAAUUGCAUUGUAUCGCUGAAGAAUGAAGCAAUCUCAAAAAAAUGCAUUUCAAACUGGAAUAGUCAAGCGUUGAAUGAUCGUCGAUUGAUUGUCGAGUAUUUGGGCCAAUGUGAUCGAGAUUUUUCGCAAAACUAUUCUCAAGAUAUUAAUGCGCCUACGAAAAAGAAAGGAAUGAAACGAAUCAUCCCACAUCCCUUCAAUGAAAUUCCGUUCAUUGUCGAUUUUGGGAAAAGUUAUCUAGCAAAAAAUGAGAGAUAUUGGGGAAACAUUUGCUUAGAAUUAAAGGCAAAUUUCCAACUCGGAUUCGUGUAUUUCACAAGCAAAACUAGCGCUAAAAAGGCAAAGGAUUGUUUAAUUGAAAAUACAGAAGAAUCACUGAGUGCCUCAAUUCUACAGAUUGAACUCAUCGAGAUUGGUUUUAUUGAGAAACAAAAUGAAAAUCAUGUGAGAACGAGUUUGAAAAAUGGUGAUUUACGGAAACGAGAGUUUGGAUUAGGGUUAAUCCCUCGGCGCUGGCCAGCUAAGCCUAAAAUGAGGGAACUCUUCAUCUCCGGGAUUCCGAUCUAUUUCUCUUUUCGAGGCAUCGUUUUCAACCUUCUUGGUGGUAGUGCAAGUUUUGACAACUACAAUGAAGACGUAAUUUUCAACAGAGUUCCGGGACCGGCACUGAACUGUCUGGCAGCAUUUCGCGAUGAGAAACAAGCUGAGAAGAUAAAAGCGGCAUUGAGCAAUCGAAUUCUCGAGGGAACACAUCGAAUUUUCGUCGAAACUUAUGGAGUAACAAGAAGAGACUUUGACAUAAAUUACGGAGAUUUUGUAGAAAUUGGUGUGGAA